AUGGCGCUAUGGAUGGAAAAGGGUUCGGAGCCCUUGACCGAAACCGAGAAAGCAGACCUUGAAGCCAUUGCUGCAAUCAAAGAGUCUUCAGCCUUUGAACUCAAGGAAAAGGGUAACCAAUAUGUGAAGAUGGGGAAGAAGCAUUACUCUGAUGCUAUUGAUUGCUACACAAGGGCUAUCAAUCAGAAAGCCUUGGGUGAUUCUGAGACCUCUAUUCUUUUUUCAAAUAGAGCCCUUGUGAAUUUGCUUCUUGGGAAUUUCAGACGAGCACUUAAUGAUGCUAAUGAUGCACUCAAGUUGUUGCCCUCAAAUAUAAAGGCAAUUUAUAGAGCUGCCAAAGCUUCUUUUUCGUUGAAUUUGUUGGAUGAGGCACAGGACUAUUGUCAAAUGGGUCUUGAUUUGGAUCCUAAUAACGAGGAUUUGAAGAAGCUUGACAAUCAGAUUGGUAUUAAGAUAUUGGAGAAUGAAAAGCAUGAGGCUGAAGUUUCUAAGGCUGUUGCAGAUGCAAAGGAACUUGUUUCUGCAAUGGAAAAUAGAGGCUUGAAAAUUGGAAAGGCCGUGUAUCGAGAACUUACUGGGUUAAAGAAACCAGUGUUAGACAAAAGUAACAUCCUUCAUUGGCCUGUUCUUCUUCUGUAUGCGGAGGUUAUGUCCAGUGACUUCAUUGAGGAUUUCUGCGAGACUGACAUGUUUUCGGAUCACCUUGAUAUGGUAUUUGCAGAAGAUCAGCCGCUUUCGUGGGAUGUUGAAAAUAAUUACAAGCGUGAAUUUAUUGAGUUAUACUAUGACGCUGGUGCUGGACCUCGUCUAUCUAAGGAAAAACUCCUUCGUUUUCUAUUAGAGGGAACUGCAGCAGCUUCUAAUGGGGAAGGUAUUGGUGAUGAAGAGAAAGAUGCGGUUGAGGAUCUUAAGCAAAACACGGGCUCCCCUAAAUGGAUCAAAGUAAAUGAAAGGAGAACACUCCACGAUGUUCUAAAAGAGUCUACGUUCAUCAUUCCUGAGAUCCCAGUCUUCUAUGUUGUUUCUAAGAAAUCUAGCUUUUAUAGCAAAUUCAAAGAUGGAAAGUGGGCUCCUCCAAGUGUAUGA
Lathyrus sativus (Indian pea) is the source of this 1086-nucleotide messenger RNA. Lineage: Eukaryota; Viridiplantae; Streptophyta; Magnoliopsida; Fabales; Fabaceae. The record is from the annotation of a GenBank genome assembly.